CCGUACUUAUCCUCUGGUUGGUGUGUCCGGCUGACAUGGCACCUUCAGUCAUUACCAAGAUACGAGAGAAACUCAGACCGAAGGGUGAUCGCAACGCCCUCAAAAUUCGCAGGCGACGGAAGCUGACGGGAAUGCUAUGGAGAAGUCUACCCAUAAUAAUUCUUGUAUUACUCUUUGUUGGGCAUCUAUGGCUACUGCUCAUCCCUCUGCCGCUGUUAGGCCAAAAGACAUACAUUGACGAGAAUGCUCUGCAGCCGGGGCAGGUCAAUACAUACUUCAAUUGGGAAGACGUUCACCAUGCAGAUCAAUACCUGGCUGAACUAGAGCGCUUGCGCGAUCAAAAUGCUACAAGCGAGGAAAUAUCUGGAUAUUUAGUCGGAGAGUUUGAGAAAAUGGGAUUGCCUGCGGCCAGUCAGAGGUAUCUAUUCUCGACAGCAUCCUCUCACGCCAGUGGCUCCAACUCAUACGCUCUACUAUCGUCUCCGCGCGCUUCUGGUACUGAAGCAGUGGUGAUCAGCGCCUCAUGGCUCAGUAGGACCGGAGAGGGCAAUGGAACACUGAACCUGCGAGGGGUCGCUUCUGUCUUGUCCUUAGCAUCUUUCCUCAAAGGACACUCUUUGUGGGCCAAGGAUCUGAUCUUUGUCAUCAGUGACGGUUAUUUGGAAGGGAUGCAGGCGUGGAUCAGUGCCUACCAUGGCGCUGAGCAAUCUAACCUAUUUGCGGAACCAUUGAGGUUGUCAUCAGGCGUCAUCUGGACCGCUCUGAACAUAGACUACCCCGGUCAUUCGUUCUCGCAUCUUGGCGUCUUCUUUGAGGGCCUUAAUGGUCGUCUUCCCAACCAGGAUUUGAUCAAUUCCUUCCAGUUGAUAUCCCGCUUUACCGGUGGCGUUCCAGUUUUUGUAUACGACCACUCAGACUCCCGCGAGCUUCCGGUUUGGCUUCCUGGCGUCCUCGAGCAUGUGAACGGCAUCAAUGAAUACGCAUACAGAGCGAAAAAUAUCUUGCGACAUGUGGGUUACCAAGCACGCGGCAAAGCGAGCGGUGUUCAUGGGCUGUUACAUCAAUUCCGCAUCGACGCCAUCACACUUUUUGCAGUGCCCGCCGCUGGUCCUCAUGGCUUUCAUGCUUUUGGUCGGGUCAUGGAGUCUACACUACGGACGACAAACAAUCUACUCGAACGUUUGCACGCAUCGUUCUUCUUCUACCUAUUGGUCGGCACGGAAACAUUCCUGAAGAUCGGGAGCUAUCUACCCAGCGCUAUCAUCAUCGGUAUAGCAAUGCUUUUCACGGGCUUAAAUGAAUGGGUUACCGCAGGAUCAAUUUGGACGCCGGAGCAACUCGGAGAAAAAGCCACGGAUGCUGCUGCGCCAAGUGGACAAGGUCAAUGGACGCGAAGACGGAGACCUGUGUUACCGGCUCUAGCUGUCAUUAUUGCCACGCAUCUCGCUGGUAUAUUGACAUUCUUUACCAUCACAAGGCCAUUCUUCCUGAGCUACCAAACGGCAUCAUCGCUGGCAAUGUUUGCGUUUGCGUAUACUGUUCCGGUGAUCAGUUCGCGCACGAUCGACACUGGGCGCGACGAGGUUGCGCCACUUGCUACAGUGCUGAAAGCAUUCAAUUUGUGUAUCGCAUCUGUUGUCACAUCCGGUAUAUCCAUCCUAAACUUCUCCCUGGCAGCGGUACUUGCGGUCGCAUUGGGUUUUCCGUUAUGCUAUUCCUCAAAAUCCUCUCGUUCUGCCGCUAGGAUUAUCCGUUAUACCUUUUACAGCCUCCUCGCUUUCGGAUGGUUGUUCGUACCGGAACAAGUACGACAAGCUGUCGCCGACUGGGAACUGCUAGGCGUUUGGUUUGCACCGUUUGUAUGUAUAGUGUACGUGCCACUCAUGCUUCAGGGAGCAGUGGUCACCCUGUUGGCGCAGUAG
Messenger RNA from Postia placenta MAD-698-R-SB12, 1922 nucleotides. RefSeq lists its product as hypothetical. The transcript has 11 exons. Gene Ontology annotation, biological process: attachment of GPI anchor to protein. Gene Ontology annotation, cellular component: GPI-anchor transamidase complex; membrane. NCBI's taxonomy places the organism in Eukaryota, Fungi, Basidiomycota, Agaricomycetes, Polyporales, Adustoporiaceae. The record is from RefSeq and is a predicted model, not a curated record. Bases 36 to 1922 code for a protein of 628 amino acids.